AUGUCGGGCAAGCCCACAGUCAAGCGCUCAGAGGUCCUGGACACUGGGGAAGACACAGUAUACAAGGAAGCGAAGAAUAAUGGUUUGGAGAUCCUGGAUCCAGGGGAAGUGGUGUACAGGGAGGCGAGGACUAAUGGCGUGGUGACUAAGGGAGUGAUCCUUGAAUGUGGUUCAACGCUCCCAGAUGUCUACAUCUGGGGGUUCACCAAGCCGGGGACAGCAACCAUUCGUGCAUUGGCCUAUAACUUUGGCAAAGGCCCCAAGCUGCAGAAACUGGCCAGAACGCUAGGAGAGCUGAGUAUCAUCCAGAAGAGUGCCUCUAUAUCCAUUGCCAAGAUACCCAUUGCUGCACAAGGACUUUACACUUGUCAGGCUCUUUACGACACAGUCCAAGGAGCCAAACUAUACUAUUAUUACAUACACCUUCGUGUAUUAGUGCCAGUGACAAGGCCAUACAUUGUCCUUAGCGAUUCCUCUCCAUCAGAAGGCAAAUCCAUGUGGAUGCGCUGUGGCCUUGAAAAUGGCACCGGACCCGUUAACUACAUCUGGGAGCACACAACAGCUGACAACACAACCCGUAUCAUGGCACGGGGCAACAACAGCAUAGUUAAUGUCACCUUGGUUACCCGUAACCAUACUGGGUGGUACAGGUGCCUGGCACGUAACGAGGUGAAUCAGGGACGCAGUGACCGUACCUGGCUUGAUAUCAUCUUUGGGCCGGACAUUCCUCAAAUUGAGGUCACCCCUUUCUCUGUCUCGGAACGAGGCUAUUCAGCUCUAGAGAAGGAGACCGUCACCCUCUUAUGUCAAGCGUCUUCCAACCCUCCUAGCCAGUAUAUCUGGUUCUACAACAACUCCCAGGUUUACAUGGGACCAACCUUCACCAUCACCAGGAUCCUGCGCAUGCACACAGGUCACUAUGCUUGCCUGGCCCAGAACUCGUACCUCAACACCCGCUCCAAGAAAACCAUCACCCUCACGGUCUACUAUCCACCUGAUGGAACUCCAUCAUGUACCAUUCGUCCUACCAACAACUACACAGAUCUGACUCUCUGGUGUUCAUGGGAAGGGGGAUACCCUCACGCCUCUCUGCACUGGAGCCCAUUCCUGCCAGGGGCAAAUGGGCAGGGUUACGCCAACGCCACCCUCAUCCAGCGAGGGCUUGGCACCGCAAACAACUCUGUGUUUGUGUGUCAUGGGUCCCAUGUUGCCCUCAACGUAUCAACAAGAUGCAGCACUAGAACAUGGCAUCCUCCAGGAGAGCCCCAAUGUUACGCCUACGCCACCCGCCACAAUGAGUACCUGAUGUUCUCGUGUUCCUGGGAAGGGGGCUUUCCCAGAGCGUUGCUAUGGUGGUCCUCCACCACUGGAGACACACAUGGAAAGUCUGAGGAGAACUCUAACAUUCUGAUACUGCGCUCUAGUGCUACCUACAGUGAGGCUCCAGUACUAGUGACACAGCGCAGCAUGGUCUCUGUUUAUGAAGGAAGUGAUGUGCAGCUUACCUGCAUACUGAAGGCUAAUUAUCCUGCCACCGAGAUCACGUGGUACAACAACUUGAAGCAGCACGUCAUAGAAUCCCCCACAAAGUAUGUCCUGCAGCACGCAGCAGCCUGGUCCAACCUCACAGUGAAGGAGACAGACGGCCUGACUGACAGCGGCCAGUACUGGUGCUCAGCAACCAAUGCAGUGGGGGGAACAGAGAUUCCCAUUCAUCUGCUGGUGAAGAGAUAUCCAAUGCCACCCAAUGUGACCAUCAUCAAGAUCGCAUACAGCAGCCGUCAACAGACAGAGGUUGACAUGGAGUGGUUCAUAAAGACUGAGGAAGACAUCACUGGGUUUAUCAUUGAGCGCCGCCGGGUACCACGGCCCGAGGGAAAGAGGGAUGUUGAUGCCCCCUGGCAAAAAGUGGCAGUAAACCUGGAUCCUGGCAUUCGCACCUAUAAGAUGGGAGGUUUUGAUCCAACUGGCCUCUAUGCAGUCCAAAUCAUGGCUGUCAAUCAUCGCACCAUAGGACAUCCAUCAGAAGGAAAGAGCCCAGGUGAGCUUUGGAGGAUGACUGCAUACACGAGCAUCACUGUGUGGUGA
Molecule: messenger RNA, 2088 nt
Organism: Clupea harengus (Atlantic herring)
Lineage: Eukaryota; Metazoa; Chordata; Actinopteri; Clupeiformes; Clupeidae
Gene: vsig10l2
Product: V-set and immunoglobulin domain containing 10 like 2
Exons: 10
Coding region: 1-2088 (695 amino acids)
Molecular function (GO): protein binding
Source: RefSeq, a predicted model, not a curated record